Molecule: messenger RNA, 636 nt
Organism: Aethina tumida (small hive beetle)
Lineage: Eukaryota; Metazoa; Arthropoda; Insecta; Coleoptera; Nitidulidae
Product: succinate dehydrogenase cytochrome b560 subunit, mitochondrial
Exons: 3
Coding region: 69-587 (172 amino acids)
Biological process (GO): mitochondrial electron transport, succinate to ubiquinone; tricarboxylic acid cycle
Cellular component (GO): membrane
Molecular function (GO): electron transfer activity; succinate dehydrogenase activity
Source: RefSeq, a predicted model, not a curated record
UAAAGUAUUUACAGAUAUUAAGAUAAAAUUACCUAUGUUUAUUUUACAGGUAUCAAAUAACAUACAAAAUGUCUCUAAUUUUUAGGUUAGCUGGACGUCAAACCUAUUCACAUUUUUUAAAGAACGAACGAACUGGACUGCUUGGUACAAUCAGACCUGUGACUCUACAACCUAAACCCGUAGAGGUAUGCAAAAAUGAAGGACAUGAUGAACGUAACAUUAGACUUAAAAGACCGCAGUCUCCACAUUUGUCCAUUUAUGCCCCACAGCUGACCUGGCUACUGUCAAUUACGCAUAGGGGAACUGGUAUGAUUCUGGGGAGUUAUAUGAUUGGAUUUGGUCUCACUGGUUUGUCCUGCCCUGAUCAAAUUCCUGUUUGGAUUGACGCUCUUCAAUCACUUCCCACUCCAGUCUUACUUGGAGUAAAAUUCUCUUUGAGCUUUCCCAUGGCAUACCAUUUCUGGAAUGGUAUUCGUCAUUUGACAUGGGACAUGGGCAAAUGUUUAACACUCGACGGUGUCUAUACAACUGGAUACAUUAUGUUGGCUCUUACUUUGUUGUCCAGCAUUGGCCUGACCAUGCUAUAAAUUGAAAAUCAGAGUAUUAUGUAAAUAAAGAAAUUAUUUUGAAUAUGAA